UGCGAUGGUGUUGGGGAAGGCGUGGUGGUGGGAUCGCGAAAGUAGGCAGGAAAGGGGUCUGGCAAAAGGUUGGCAGGGGUCGCGCAGUCCACACUAGUAAAUUCCCCGUCUCCGUGCGCGCCGGUGGGCAACGUCCUCUGCGAGCUGUAGGUGAAUGCACGGCUGGCGGCUGUGGGUGCGGAGAGGGCUAUUUCACGACACGAGAGACGACAGGCCGGCUCUGACACAAUUGCGUCUCGUUGAUGCACCGCAGGAGCAUUUCUGUGUACAGCUGCAGCCAGCGUGGUGUGGCGUCUCACUAUGCCCAUUCCUCUACGUGUCACUCUCUGGUUCCUCACGUGCACCGGCCCCAGAUUCGAUCACAGUGGCUGCGACAUGUCAAGGUCUACCCAGUAUCGCGAGAAGCUCAUUCGCCUGUGAGAGCAAGACUGUCCUUCAGGCUAUAGGUAAUACUAUUCGCUCCCAGAGUUCGCUGCGAAUGAAACCCACCCUGAUCGAUCCCCAGCAACUCGUGCAGACGACCACAAUACACUGCAUAGCGCCUGACGCCAAGCUAACGAAGACUACAUAGUAACGACAAUGGUAUAUCCAAUAGCAUGCAGCCCUGCAUUUCACCAU
Mytilinidion resinicola is the source of this 618-nucleotide messenger RNA. RefSeq lists its product as uncharacterized. Bases 155 to 571 code for a protein of 138 amino acids. The transcript has a single exon. Lineage: Eukaryota; Fungi; Ascomycota; Dothideomycetes; Mytilinidiales; Mytilinidiaceae. The record is from RefSeq and is a predicted model, not a curated record.